Molecule: messenger RNA, 1819 nt
Organism: Dermatophagoides pteronyssinus (European house dust mite)
Lineage: Eukaryota; Metazoa; Arthropoda; Arachnida; Sarcoptiformes; Pyroglyphidae
Product: cytochrome P450 4C1-like
Molecular function (GO): oxidoreductase activity, acting on paired donors, with incorporation or reduction of molecular oxygen; monooxygenase activity; heme binding
Source: RefSeq, a predicted model, not a curated record
UUGUUCCUGUUUUUUUUCUCUUCACCAUUCAUCCAUUCAUGUUUUUGGCAACAUAAUUGAAAUAAAAUGAUUUUAAUUAUCGUAUUCGUGUUUCUUGUGCUCAUUAUACAUAGUUUUAUUGAAAUUCUUCAAUGGCUAAUUAAUCAAUAUCGUUUGUACUUAAUGAUCAGAAAAAUACCUGGUCCAAAAAUUAAUUCUCCAUUUUGGGGAAAUAUUAAUCUAUUGAAAAGAAUAAUUGACAAAAAACCAAUCGGUUUACAAUCAAAAGAAUUUAUUGAUUUAAUGAAUAGAUUAUGUGAACAAUAUGAUCCAAAUAAUAGUAUCGGUUUAAUUCGUCUUUGGUUCGGGCCAUUUGUACCUAUCAUAAUCAUAACGAAUGCCAAUAUUGCACAAAAACUUCUCAACAGUAAAGAUCAUCUUGAUAAGGCAACAUUUUAUUCAUUGUUUCGUUAUGCAAUAAAGGAUGGUGUUUUCACUAGUAAAACGGAAAAAUGGCUUCAUCAGAAACGUGAAAUACAAGGACAUUUAAAAUUUAAAGCUUUACAGCGUUAUAUUGCCAAUACGGAACGACAUCUAGCGACAUUGAAUGAACGUAUUGAUGCCGUUAUCGAUGAUGUAAAUAAAAAUGGUCAAAUUGAUGAUAUUAAACCAAUUCUUUCCACAUUUGUUUUGGAUGUUCUUGGUGAAAAUAUAUUCAGUACAAAAUUUCAUUCACAAUCAACUGGUGUUGAACCGAAAUUUGUUCGUUCAGUAAACCGGAUGUUGGAAUUGAGCUACAUUCCAUUUUUAAAGCCAUGGUCAUAUUAUUUUAAUAAAAGCAUUCUUGUAUAUCUAUGUAAUAUUGGUAUCUUUCUUAAAACUCUAAGCCAUGUUAAUAAUUUUCAACAUUCAGUUCGAAAGAUAAUAUUGAAUCGUUUUGAAAUGAGAAAAUAUGAACGAAAAUCACGAAAACAAUCAUCAUUACUGGAUACGAUGAUUGAAUCGCGAAUUUCGCCUACCAAUCCUGAUCGCAUUUUGAAACUAAAUCAAAUUGAAACACAAAUCAAUACAUUUGUCGUAGCGGGACAUGACACUACGACCAGUGCGAUAUCAUGGACCCUUUAUCUGUUGGGUCAUCAUCCUGAACAACAGCAACAAUUAAUCAAUGAAAUCGAUGAAUUUCUUGCCAAUUUGAAUUUGAAUGGAGAAUCGAUUACAUUGCUGAGCAUGAGAAAAUUGAAAUAUCUCGAAAGCGUUAUCCUUGAAUCACUUCGUUUAUAUCCAUCCGGCCCAUUCAUUGCAAGACGAUCACGAUCCGAACUCAAAUUGAAUGAACAAAUUAUUCUCCCUGAAAAUAUUAAUUACAUUAUAUUCAUUCAACAUAUGCACAUGAAUCCAGAAUAUUUUCAUGAACCGAAAAAAUUUUAUCCAGAAAGGUUUCUACGUUGUCGUAAAGAAACAGAAUUCGAAUGGGUAAAUCAUCAGGCUUAUCUACCGUUCAGUGGUGGCCAUCGCAUGUGUCUUGGUAAAGAAUAUGGUUUAAUGCAACAAAGAAUGUUUCUCAUCAAUAUAUUUCGACGAUAUCGUGUAAAAUCAUUAGAUAAAUUUGGUGAUUGUCAACCUCGUUUCAAUUUUCUAUUAUCAUCCGCACAUUUUCCUAUACGUUUUGAAAGGCGACAGCCACAAUCAACACCGGCAACACCAUCAUUUGUGACCACCAAAACGAAAUAUAGUUUUCUCUAAUAAAUUUAACGAAUUGAAUUGCCGAACUCAUCGAUGAUUAUGUUCAAUUUUUUCGUUUAUUUUUGGUGAUUUUUGAAUUUUUAUUUAACAAAUAUUA